This is a messenger RNA of Schistocerca cancellata (South American locust), 669 nucleotides long. Its product is annotated as hepatoma-derived growth factor-like. Gene Ontology annotation, molecular function: double-stranded DNA binding; transcription coregulator activity. The transcript has 2 exons. NCBI's taxonomy places the organism in Eukaryota, Metazoa, Arthropoda, Insecta, Orthoptera, Acrididae. The coding region runs from base 1 to 669 and encodes 222 amino acids. Gene Ontology annotation, biological process: regulation of transcription by RNA polymerase II. The record is from RefSeq and is a predicted model, not a curated record. Gene Ontology annotation, cellular component: nucleus.
AUGAAAACCUUUCAUCCAGGAGACAAGGUUUUUGCGAAAGUUCGUGGACAUCCACCGUGGCCUGCAAGAGUGGAAAAUGUAGUGGCGUCAACUUCCAAUAAUGUAAAAUACACUGCUUUCUUUUAUGGUACUGCAGAGACUGCUGUUUGUAAAGUUGAAGAUCUGCUUUUGUAUUAUGAAAACAAAGAAAAAAAUGGAAAACCAAUAAAGUGCAAAGAUUAUACCCAGGCGCUAGCACAGAUUCAGGGAAGAGAUCCUCCACCUCCAAAUAUGCCAGGUAGUAUUCCAACUACACAAAGUGCAGGUGGUGAAAGUGAAGGUGAAGGAGAUUUGGUCGUUGAUGAAGCACCGAGAACUUCUGUUCAAAGCCAUCACUGCUGCAUUGGAGAAGGUGCCAUUCAAACCACCAUACUUGCUGCUGACGAAGGAUUUUCUCAAGAACAAAAACCUUCGGUGAAAAUUGAGAAAAGUAUUGCAGAAAUAGAAGGUGGUGCAAAAGAUCUUAAGAAAACUCUGAAAAAGAAGCAGUUGGUGAGGGCAAAUGCUCCAUCAGGUCAAGCUGUUCGCAUCCGUAUAAAUACAGAUGAAGAGAAAUCUCUUGAAGGUGCCCUUAAAUUGAAGUAUUUAAUAGAAGCAGGUGAUAUCAUUCCGAAUGCAAACAUACCUUGA